AUGUAUACUCGAGGUCAGUAUUCUGUUACUGCGCUUUGUUUUGUUUCAGGGGAAAUUGCGCACUUUGUAGGCUUUGCCACCGAGGGCGGCCGAAAUAACGCCGGCCAACUGCUACCCAUCUCACGGACAAAUUAGUGGGCUUGUAGUCAUUAGAAAGUGCCAUCGUAUUGCCCCUCACAGUGCAUGCAAAGGUUAGGAGGAUUCGUGUAGCUUUGAUUCCUGAGGGGGUACGAUUGUGUAUAUGUUACAAAGUCAUAUCAAAAAGGGGCUUCUGUAAUAUUAAUUCGACCAAGACCUAGAACCCCAAUUUAGCCGUUCUCAGGUACUGCGUCCUGACCCGGUCCCUGCCAUCUGCUAUUAGAAAUGUUCAACCGCCCCUUGUUGUCAGAACAGAGUGUGAGCUUUCGGCCUUAAUUCUGAGCUUUAGACUGUUGUCCUCGAUGCCGAUACGGAGAAGAAUCUAUUGUCAUUCUCUUGUCAUUUUUCGUUAAAAAUAUCGAUCACUCAGGCCAGGCCAGUGAAGGCAUUGGUCGAAGCUCUCACUACGGAAGUCAGCGCUUUCAGCUUACUGGUUAUCGGCCACAGUGAGCCGAGCCUUCUUCCAUACCGGCAGGGACAAAAUCAAACUUAGAGUCAGUCUGGCGUUCGGGGUCUUCGUUCAAAUCCGUCGAAACCUUUGAAGUUGGCAUAAGAUCAGUUGGAAGGCCAAGUUGCUACUUUAGGCGACUUCUGUAGGGAUGCUCCUUUAAUCUCCCUCGCGCUCAGAAGGUACGCAUCUGCUGAAAGUGUGUGGUCAGUCAUGCUCGCGCUCCCUCCAGCGAAUUCUUUUCGCCAAUUGCAUCUUCACCGAAAGGCUACUUUGUUGGCCACGAUAAUAAUUUGUCAGCUGGUCCCUCCUUACUAGCCGACUGAGGAGACUCAGCCACGUCUCAAACACGAGAUUGUUUUGGAUCGUUGAAGUACUGUUUUCCAGGAAGAAAUCUGAAUAAGUCGAUGUCUUGGAUGUCUCGCCCACCCUCCCUCCCUCCCCCUCCGCCCUCAUGACAGCUUUGGCGUGACCAACUUGACGGCUGACGCAUCCAUGACCUUUCGGUGUGCGGGGUCGGUGUGCCUAGUGGCUCGGAUUCGUUUGGUUGUUGACUGCCCACCGGUCGUCAUUGAAGACGGUCAUCUACGACUUGAAGCACGGUCAAAACUGGUCCGCAUCGGGGAAGUGUAAGACCUUCAGCAAGCUGUACUGUUAAAAAACGUCAGCACAUUCUUCGCAUCGCUGUCCGCAAAUUAGUAAUACCCCUUUACUAGAUUGGUACAAAGCAAGAUCGGUGGUUUGACUGGAAGAACGAAACUUAGUUGAGGGGGCUCAUCUACCUGGCAACAGGUCGUGCACUGUAAUUAAACGAAGUGUCAAUAUUCUUACUUCUCAGGUAUCUGGGCUCUAUGGCAUGGCCACUCACGUGAGAUUCGAGCCGACCCCUUUUGUUCUGGGAAAAUCUGGUGCAUGCUCAUGAGACGGGUUGUGUGUGGUACGCGUACACAAGCCGUUUAGAGUCUUCGGCCACUGACCCCGAUUCCAUCUCAGGUCGCUCUGACUUAGUCUUGCUACCAGGUCUAGGAAGGUGAGGGAGGAGUGAGUGAGGGAGAUGCUGUACAAGUCCGCUGCCACUAUAAACUAGUUCACACCCAAGGUCAUCGUCAAUGCACCCACCUUACUGUUGGGCACUCGGUGGACAUUUUCGUUCGCCACGGUCGGCUAACAAAUAUAAGGGAAAUUACGUUUGUAUCCUCUAUUUGAGGGACAGCUUUUCAGUCCGCACCGGUAAAUCCUUUGCCGUGUUGUCACUAUCCUGUCCCGUAAUGUCGGAGCAUUUUUAGCAACAGAUUUAAAUGCAUGCUAAAAAUAUUAAUCGAGAAGUUAGGAGUUCCGGCGUUUCGUCUUUACGUCGCACACUGCGCUGCUUUUUACCCACCACGUGUUGGUUUCGCCGAAUUUGUGCAGCUUUUAACAGCCACAUACCUCAUCUAAAUUUCCGCUCUGCCAAAGGUUCCCCGUCCGUCCUAAUAAGCUUCACUUUGCCUGUUUCUCCACUUUUAGUCGACUGGCGAGUUCGCCCAUUAGGACUCUUCGUGAAGCACUGGGCACAGAAAAUGGACAUUCAUGACGGUAGCCGGGGUCGUCUCUCCACUUAUCCGCUCUUGUUAAUGCUGCUGCAGUACCUUCAGUGUGGUUGCUCUCCACCGAUUAUUCCCAACCUUCAAGCCCGUUUCCCUGUGAGUUUACUCAAUCUGUCUCGGCCAUUAUGCAUCUUGGCCGUCGCUUCAAGGACUUCUGGACUCACAUGACUAACUGUCAUCCCUUCCUCCCCCUCCUCCUCCUCCUCCUCCUCCUCCUCCUCCGCCUCCUCCCCUCCCCCUCUUCUCGGUCUGGGCUGUUUUGCGCUCCACUAGCUUCCCCUUCCCCCUCCUUUCGUUCCCUUCCAUUGAUUUGUGUGUUAUCGUUUUCAGAAGGGCUAAACUAAGCUGUUUACACGCCUACGAAACUCGCCCAAGUAGAUGAGUCCUCUCUGUUAACCCAGUCGCAGGCUACUGGAAGCGUUCACAGGUCCUGGAAGAAGGAUCCGCCCCGGGAAGACGAGUUUACUGACUAGCCUAGCUGACGACCGUCCCGCGCGCCCACGGAAGGCGGGUAGUGGGACGACGUCCAGCAAAGGUUGGUCGCAAACUAAGUAGGCUGUCGGGCCUGACGGAUAUGCAGUCGCGGACCAGAACACCGGAGCCUUAAGUCGGAUCCAUUGAUUGACUUUUAAAAUACCACAAAACCUGAGGAUGACCCUUUGAACCUCAGUUAAAGAACCAUACUUGCUAACGUUGCCGGGCAUCCAGGUUCCUGAUCCAAGGCACUUAAUCAGACAAUCUCGACCAAGCAAUCCAGACGGCUGUUUGAUCCCUGCCUAUAAUCAAAAUUCUCAAGAAACCUAAUGCAUAAAGUGCCUGUAAACGCUAUUACGAUUCAUACUAUGGCAACCUUCGGAACUGUCGAUUUCUUCAGUCCUAAUUAAUUGAUGCAGACGUGUAGUAUGUAAGCUGGGAUACUCAAUCGAAAAGGGAUCUUUUGGUGUUGGACACUGGGACAUGUGGACAUUCCAUGGCACAUGUUCUCAACGUUGAAUAGCUCGCCAUCAUAGUACGAGAUGGGUGUCUGUUGUCCGCCUACAGUUUCUGGCAAGGAGUUUGUUGUCCUAGAAAUUAAUGACUGUCAGUGUAAAGAAGUGGACAGUGGAUGCAUUCCGCUGACAGACGGAUGCAGAGGUCCUCGAAAGAUUAUACCCGUCGGCACUGAAGUUAAACUUGCAUUUCCUACUCGAGGACCGGUCUCAUUUGACGGAGACGGUCUUUUCUUGGCCACCUACAAAAUUGCGAGCUUAAACUCCGUCGGGAAGUUUUGACGUUUUUUCGUACUGUUUGCGUUGCAUUGUUCGCAGUCGCUUACGCACCGCUCUGAUAAGCGCUCUGAAGCCCUGUAUAGACUUAAAGUGGGCUUGUCUUAUUGUCGCGCCUAGUUAAGACAACUGACUUUUUGCAUGGGAACCGAUAUCCAACGCCAGUUUUUGUUUGCAACGUCAUGCAGUAGAAAGUAGAGUCCUAGAGAGUGCCUGCGUUUGUAAUGCCAUUUACCAAGCCGGGUUCGUUUGGCUGUAGGUUGAAUGUUGACCUCCUUGCGAAUGAUUACGCAAGGUUUUCAGGCCUUCACAGAACGCGACCAAACCAUUCCGGUGCGUUUGUCUGGCUGUAUUCCGGGCCGGCAUUACGAUUCUACCUUGACAGCAAAUCCAGAGAAUGGAGCGCAAAUACCAUCGGUCAAAUACAUCCAGGCGAUAGACACCUUCUGAGCAAAUAGGCCGUGCCUUACAUCCGUGCAUGAUUGUUUUGACCGCGGCUCCGUGUGUUGGCGCCUUGGUCUUUAGGUUGAACUCUUGCUCCUAAAAUGGACCACGCGGUAGAUGGGCUGGACCAACACGGAGGCUAAAUCGGAUUCUGGCAGGCGUUAUCGAGAAGGCACACCCUUAGACAAAUGCCAACAUUCGGGAUGCGGUGACAGGCCCAGUUGCCGACCCUCGUCGAGCCAAUUGGGGUCCGUUCUGCCUCCUACUUUUGUUGUGGUUAGCAUCAUCAGGGGUGUGGAGUUACGCGUAGGGUCGGGUUUACGUCGUGCCAGCCACCUGCGCCCUCUCCCACCUCUGGCUUCCUUGUCUUUGUCUUGGCACCGGAUCUAGGUGGGGGAGAAGGACUGAGUGCGGUAGAUGCUGUGCAAGUCCACUGCCACUAUAAACUAAUUCACGCGCAAGUCACCGUUCCUGCCGUCGCCCUGCUGUGGAGCACACGGUGGACAUAGUCGGGUGCGACGGUCGCACUGUCGUCUUCAGGGUAAACUCACUUCGACUCCAGAGGUUCCAGACACGCCUCGGUGUUUGAAGUCGCCUUUGUCUCCCCAAGCAGUUGUAGUACUCGUACAGUUCAACGAAUGUAAAGUUUAUGAACUGUUGUUCGAUUGCGGCAAAAAGCACUUUGUCAAAUCACCUCGGCAUACAAAGUGGAUUUUUCUUCUACGCUCUCCUAACGUUCUUACAGAAAUGCCGCCUAGGCGUAAUCAUUGAUUCUUCGUCUUGAUAUGCUUCUGGUCUUUUUCCGGCCUGCAGUUUUUUCCUCUGUCAUGGAUGGCCUGCCGAAAUCGUCCUUUUGAUUGGACGGUAGUUUGAGACAUUAACCUUUAUGCCAUGAGCCUACGCCAAAGUUGACUAUAAAGCAGAUUCCUGACACUCAUGUCUGGUUCUUUACCCACAGAAACUGUUCAAUUACGAGCGUCCGGUGAAUGAACUGGACAUGCGACUGGAACUGCCCUGGGCGGAACUGCGCAGUAGCAAUACGGCAACCCUGUCCGAACUGUUUGCUGGCUUCAUACAAUACUACAAUAGCUUCGACUUCAACCAAUGGGCCAUCUCCAUAAAGCAUGGCGCCCCAAUGCCCAUUAAUGUGGCCAUCCGCUGCCUGCCGCCGCAUGAGCAGGCGCAUACUACCUCUUCUUUCAAAAUCUUUGUUGAAGGUUUGUCAAAGUCCUUCUGACCUCUUGUUUCACCUAUCUAAAGGUACUUUUGUGCUCGGAAUCGUUUGUGUGACCCGCCGGCAUGAUACAGGAAUGUGGUAACACCCCCCCCCCCUUUUUAUACAGGUGGCCUUGUGCUACAUUCCAGGAAGGACAAAUAUUCCCGUGUCCUAACCCUAACCAUAACCCCGAUCUUAAUCUUAGUCGCAAUUUUCCUAGGAUCUAGCGCAAGGCUACCUGUAUUCCGGGAGGGGGGGAUUCCUGUUCCUCAAUCCAGUCGGCGGCGGGGGGAGAGGACGUAUAAACAAUACCUGCCCAUUAGUUGCCUACAGUGAUUUCCCUAAUUUCUCGCCUUCCCCCACGCAUUCUUUUCCAGCCCACUUUCUUUUCGGCUGAACUUAACCUUCUUCCAGUUCAGAAUUCGCACUAUGUCGCCAAUUUGUUCGGCACUGCUUCUAUUGAUUACUCUCUUUAUACACACCGAGGUUACUGUUGUAUGCAGAAUUGAGCCUUCUCAUAGGAAAACCGCGAUGUACUACUGGUGUUAGUGUUUCAUUCUUGACCUCGACGAUUCUUAGCAUCUACCCCCGCAUUCAGGACUUGAUACGCAGCACUUCCGUUAGCUGACUCGACAAGGACGCAGUAUGCGACCCCACGCAGGGAGCAAAAAGCAGGUCAUCGUGGCAUAGUUUGUUCUCGCCUUUUUUGUAAUUGACCUUUCCGCGCUCUCGUAACUAAGUGGAAUGUAAUCUACUUUUGUGAAAACAAGCCGGAAGAACUGCGAAAGGUGCUCAACGCUUGCUUACACUGUCAGAUAUCUUGAUACCCUCAUCAUUCCUCACAGAUCGGGUUCCUGAUACGUAGGCUCUGUUGUGAGUAGCCAUAGAGAAAUUCGACGCGAGAACGCCAUAUGACCCCCUAACAUUUACCCGAAUAUUCACCAACCAUCACGCUAUCCUUUCCGCCGUCCUGCCCCAUCCAUAAAACCCGUAUUGCAAGAUGACCUGGUUUUUGUUCCCUGAGUGCGGUUGCAUACCGCGUCGUUGUCGCUGACUCCUUAGAUAAAACAAGAGGAAAGAGACACGCAAUGGUCUUUUGUUGGGAUUAAUGUCUUUUUUUUGUAGACCCUAUACAGUAGAUAGUUGACUCCUGCAGUCGCUGUCAGGUCGGACACACAGUGAGUGACCGAUCUCAUGAAAUGUUGGCUGAAAUUCUGAAAUGCGUUUUUGUCUGAGAAGGAUUACUUAGGUGCGGUUGUAAGACUGAUUUUCUUGCGACAUAAUCCUAUAAUAUUUCGAACUCGACAGGAUGUCAGCUUUUGAAUGUACUUCUUUUCGACCUGCAGAGACCGUACUCGGUAAAGAAUAAGGACUUAAGUAGCAUGCAUUUUUCCCAUUGAUUUUUGGUAGUAUUGCAAAUUCAAAUAUAUUUUAUGAAAAACACUGAUAAAAAUGCCGUCUUUUACUCAUUUGAUAGAUAAUAACGUUAUCUUUUUUAUUAUAUCCUCGAAGAAGGAGUAUAAUUAGGUUUUAAAAAAGUUUUCUCAUUCCCGAAUAGUUUGGGGCCUGAUUAGCCGUUACAUUGGUGCUUGCUGAUUUCAGUCCACAAGGUACAUGAGUUCCGUGCAUGGAAAAUCACAUAUUCUUCUAUGCCUUUGAAAAGAUACCAUAUAGAGUCCAUAAAAUUUUGCAAUGGGUGCGGACUAGGUUGUACAUUUCAUGAGGAGCAGUGGUAAACGGACGGAUACGAUGCUCUGUGAAUGGGCAUUCCAAAGUCUUUAAAAAUCUCAUAAUUAGAAACUUCCUAAAACCUAAUUAUACUCCUUCUUCAAGUAAAUAAUAAAAAUAUGACGUGAUUAUCAAUCAAAUGAGUAAAAGAAAGCAUUUUUAUCUGUUUCUCUUGCGAUAUAUUUGACUUUGCAAUAUAAUUGAAAAUCAAUGGGAAAAAUGCAUGCUACUUAAGUAGUAAUUCUUUACCGAGUACGGUUUCUACAGAAGGUCGCAAAGAAAACAUUCGAAAGCUGACAUCCUGCGGAGUCUGAAAUGUUGUAGGAUUAUACCACAAGAUAAUCAGUGCUAGAACCGCGCCUAAGUAAUCCUUCCUAAUCGAAAACGCAUUUCAGAAUUUCGGCCGACAUUUUAUGAGAUCGGUCACGCACUGUAACUGAUGCAUUGCUGAUAUUUAUCUCGCCCCUCCGAAAAUGCUGGCCUGAUAACGGUGUUUGUUGACAACCAGUGUCCCUAGGCUGCCUGAAAUUUCAAACUUUACCCCGGUAAAACACGAGAAAAGGAACCUCCAGGAAGGUCAGGACUAGUGUUAACGUUUUGGUGAAGGUUAGGGUUAGGGUUAAGGCUGAGGUUAGGUUUACGACACAGAAAUACUUAAUCCUCCCGUAAUUUCGUAGAAGGACACUUAUAUGACCAGGAGGUUCCUAUUCCCAUGUUCCGUUUCCUUUUGAGGAAAUUGCUUUUCAAAGCAGCUUACCCUAACUACUGACCCCUUUUUAAUGGCAAACCAUUAGUUAGUAAUUUUUCAAACCCACGUGGACAAACUGCAUCCAUGCCUUUUGGCUUUUGAGUUCAUGCUCCAAGCUCUUGCUGGCGCUCGCAUAAAGGGGGGAGUGGCUCAUCAGUAAUCUAGAUUUCAGACGCAUGCAAUGACCACCUCCGGUGUUUUUUGUGUCGUCGUUUGAUGAUGGGACUGAAUGCUGUACUAGUGUAGCUACGAUUUCACGCUGUAAUUGCAGUACUGACUCGGGUUGUUGUCUGAUGACGCACAUAGACGAGUGGUACCCAUUCCGGUCUUUUUGGCCAUUACUCUAGAGUAAACUUUUUAGGCCUAAAAAGCGAUCUCCUUUUUGAACAUUCAGAAAGGCCUUUUUCUAGAUAUUUAUCGAUGUCCCCUUCUGUGCGAUAGAACCAUUCAGUCAAACGAAUGCUGCGCGCUCUCUCUAUGACGAUAACGUGCUUUCCCUGAUUCAACAAGCAUUCCACCGUACCGACCGAGCCCUUAGACUGCAGAAGCCCCUCGAAUCCAUCUGGGUGAACCCGCGGUCUGACAGCUAA
Messenger RNA from Spirometra erinaceieuropaei, 8163 nucleotides. Lineage: Eukaryota; Metazoa; Platyhelminthes; Cestoda; Diphyllobothriidea; Diphyllobothriidae. The record is from the annotation of a GenBank genome assembly.